Heteronotia binoei (common prickly gecko) is the source of this 1057-nucleotide messenger RNA. It is a transcript of the gene UNC50, whose product is annotated as unc-50 inner nuclear membrane RNA binding protein. The coding region runs from base 26 to 805 and encodes 259 amino acids. The record is from RefSeq and is a predicted model, not a curated record. Lineage: Eukaryota; Metazoa; Chordata; Lepidosauria; Squamata; Gekkonidae. The transcript has 5 exons. Gene Ontology annotation, cellular component: Golgi membrane.
UUCUGUUCUCUUUUCAUUUAGCAAAAUGUUGCCUACCACAUCAGUUAAUUCCCGAACUCAAGGCAAUGGGGCUUUAAACUCCAGGGAUGCUGCCAGGCACACAGCAGGGGCAAAACGCUACAAAUACUUGAGAAGACUCUUCCACUUUCAACAGAUGGAUUUUGAGUUUGCUUUGUGGCAGAUGCUGUAUCUCUUCACUUCACCACAGAAGAUUUAUAGGAACUUUCAUUACAGGAAACAAACAAAAGACCAGUGGGCAAGAGAUGACCCUGCUUUUCUUGUAUUGCUAAGUAUCUGGUUGUGUGUAUCCACAAUAGGAUUUGGCUUUGUAUUGGACAUGGGAUUUGUUGAAACAAUCAAACUACUGCUUUGGGUUGUGUUUAUAGACUGUGUGGGAGUUGGCCUCCUUAUUGCAACUUUAAUGUGGUUUAUCUCAAAUAAGUAUUUGGUAAAGCACCAAAGCAGAGAUUAUGAUGUGGAGUGGGGAUAUGCCUUUGAUGUUCAUUUGAAUGCUUUCUAUCCUCUUCUUGUCAUCUUGCAUUUCAUACAGCUGUUUUUCAUUAAUUAUGUAAUUGUAUUGAAUUCAUUUAUUGGAUAUUUCGUUGGAAAUACUUUGUGGCUGAUUGCCAUCGGCUAUUACAUCUAUGUGACAUUUCUAGGCUAUAGCGCAUUACCAUUCUUGAAGAAUACUGUCAUUCUGUUAUAUCCAUUUGCACUUCUUCUGCUGCUCUACUUGGUUUCACUAGCAAUGGGAUGGAACUUCACACAAGCACUUUGUUCUUUCUACAAGUAUAGAGUGAAAUAAACCGGACUUUAACAAAAUGGGUUGCUUGUACUUACCUCCUUGUGGAAGUCUCAGAAUAGGUAAGAGGAAGACACUCUUGUAAAUUUCUGUAAAUACAUUCUCCUCACUGUAGAUCAGUGUGUAAAGUUUUUGGUUUUCUAAAAAUUUAUUUACAGCUGCAGAUUUAUUGUAAUUCUGUAUUCUUCUGCGCUUUCUUCCUAAUGGAAAAAACUGUACAUUUCUGUAAUAAAAAGGGUUUUUUUUAAAAAAAAA